Messenger RNA from Ipomoea nil (Japanese morning glory), 732 nucleotides. RefSeq lists its product as uncharacterized. The transcript has a single exon. The coding region runs from base 1 to 732 and encodes 243 amino acids. The record is from RefSeq and is a predicted model, not a curated record. Lineage: Eukaryota; Viridiplantae; Streptophyta; Magnoliopsida; Solanales; Convolvulaceae.
AUGGUUCAAACUAACAAGCUUUCUAAAGAUGAUAGUGAAGCAUUGAAGGACAACACUCAGUACAGAAAGAUGGUAGGAAAACUCCUGUAUUUGACCUUCACUAGACCUGACAUCUGUUUUGCUGUGCAGCAGUUAUCUCAAUUCUUGGACAAGCCCACCAUUCUUCAUCUACAAGCAGUCCACAGAGUGCUGAUGUAUAUCAAGAGUUGUCCUGGACAAGGUCUCUUCUUUCCUACAGAUUCCAACUUAAAACUUAGUGGCUUUGCUGAUUCAGAUUGGGCAGGAUGCCCUGACACAAGGAAAUCUGUGACUGGCUUUUGUGUGUUCUUGGGAAAUGCCUUGGUGUCUUGGAAAUCCAAGAAGCAAAACACCAUAUCUAGAUCAUCCCCUGAAGCUGAGUAUAGAGCCCUUGCUCUUGCUGCUUGUGAAAUACAAUGGCUAUACUACCUUCUUGAAGUCCUUGAAGUUCAAUUAGGAGAAGCAGCCAUACUGUUCUCUGAUAGCAAAUCUGUUAUUGCUAUAGCAGAAAAUCCAGUUCUACAUGAGAGAACCAAACAUAUAGAAAUAGAUUGCCAUUUGAUAAGAGAGAAAGUUCAAAGAGGGGUCAUCAAGUUGUUGCAUGUACCUACAGAACAUCAGACAGCAGACAUCCUAACUAAACCUUUACAGCCAUUACUGUUCCACAGAUUUGUAUCCAAGCUGGGGCUCCAUUCCAUGUACACUCUAGCUUGA